CUCUAACGCUCAUGGGUUUACCUCUCCGAGUUUAAACUUAGCAGAUCGACUGUUGCAGAUUUUGUCACACUUGGUGACUUUUUAUGUGAUUUUUACCUAACUUUGUUUGACCUCAGAUUGUGUCCCCCACCCCCACUUUUUUUGUCUGACUUGUUUUAUUUGUAAUCGCAACCAUUUUUUCGGGAACGAAACUGGGAUUUUCCCUCAUAUUAUGCACUUCAAUGGAUUCCGGUGGCUCAGUGGUUAGCAUGCGAGCUGAGGAGCAGCCCUUUCAUGUCCGCUACAGGAUGGAGGUGUCCUGUCUGGAGUUGGCGUUGGAGGGUGAGCGGCUCUGUAAGGUGGGCGACUACAGCGCGGGCGUCUCCUUUUUUGAAGCUGCAAUCCAGGUGGGUACAGAGGACCUGCAGGUACUCAGUGCCAUCUACAGCCAGCUGGGGAAUGCCUACUUCCAUCUGCAUGACCACGCCAAAGCUUUGGAGUUCCACCGACAUGAUCUCACCUUGACAAGAACAAUUGGUGACCUGCUUGGGGAAGCCAAAGCCAGUGGAAACCUUGGCAACACGUUAAAGGUUUUGGGGCGGUUUGACGAAGCUGUGGUUUGCUGUCAGAGGCAUUUGGACAUAGCAAGGGACAUAAAUGACAAAGUUGGGCAGGCGCGAGCGCUGUAUAACUUUGGCAAUGUGUACCAUGCGAAAGGCAAAAGUAUUUGUUGGAGCGGGGCUGAGCCUGGAGAUUUCCCAGAAGAGGUCAUGACAGCACUAAGACAAGCAGCGGAAUACUAUGAGGCAAACCUGGCAAUAGUGAAGGAGCUCGGGGAUCAGGCUGCUCAGGGUCGGACUUAUGGUAACCUCGGCAACACACACUACCUGUUGGGAAACUUUGGUAAAGCUGUGGCCUCUCAUGAACAGCGUCUGCUGAUAGCUAAGGAGUUUGGCGAUCGCUCAGCAGAACGUCGGGCUUACUGUAACCUGGGAAACGCUUUUAUCUUUUUGGGGGAAUUUGAAGUGGCCGCUGAGCAUUACAAAAGGUCGCUGCAGCUGGCGAGGCAGCUGAAGGACCGAGCUGUGGAGGCACAGGCUUGCUACAGUCUGGGUAACACCUACACGUUACUGCAGGACUAUGAGAGAGCCAUAGACUAUCACCUGAAACACCUCAUCAUAGCUCAAGACCUCAAUGACAGGAUUGGGGAGGGUCGAGCAUGCUGGAGUCUUGGAAAUGCUCACACUGCACUGGGGAACCACGAUCAAGCCAUGCACUUCGCUGAGAAACACCUUGAGAUCUGCAAAGAGACUGGAGACAGGAGUGGGGAGCUGACUGCUCGUAUGAAUGUCUCGGAUCUCCAGAUGGUUUUGGGUUUGAGCUACAGCACAAAUAACUCUACGCUGUCCGAAAAUAAGGAGAUAGACUACAACCUGCAUGGAGCAAAGCCCAGGAUGAGCAGACGACACAGCAUGGAGAACCUAGAGCUGAUGAAACUCACUCCAGACAAGAUGAACGGUCAGAAGUGGAGCAGUGAAAUCCUGACAAAGCAGUCCAAACCCUCCCUGACUAAGAGCUCCUCCAAGCUGUUCUUUGUCAGCCGUCUGCGUGGGAAGAAGUACAAGCCUGGAGGCUCCACUAAGGUCCUCCAGGACACCAGCAACACCCUAGACACAAGUCAGACACCCGCACAGGGACCACAGAAACGGCCCACUCCUGACAUGCUUGGAGAUGAAGGCUUCUUUGACCUUCUGAGUCGGUUCCAAAGCAACCGUAUGGAUGAUCAGCGCUGCUCCAUACAGGACAGAGGCAGUAGGUUUUCGUUGAACAGUGGGCCCGUUUCACCCCCCAGAACCAUCAGGAAAUCUGUAUCAGAGUCUGUGAAUGUAUCAGGAUCUUCUGGCAGACGGUUGGAGGAAUCGUCAGCAGCGGGGGGAAGCCUGCCUGGUCUGAGACUGAAUCAGAGCAGCAACCAGGCUGUGCUGAACCACCUGAUGGCCAACGCUGACAACGCAGAGCCUGAUGAUGACUUCUUUGAUAUGCUCAUCAAGUGCCAGGGCUCCCGCUUGGACGACCAGCGCUGCGCCCCUCCGCCCCCUCCGGUCCGAGGUCCGACCGUACCCGACGAGGACUUCUUCAGCCUCAUCAUGCGCUCUCAGGCAAAACGAAUGGAUGAGCAACGCGUCACGUUGCCUUCUGCAGCCAGGUCCAACCCCAGCUCAGACUAAACGAAGCACUAAAUGGAGAAAAAAAUAAAAAUCACUUUUCUUUUUUAAUCUCAUGACCCAAUGGACUGCAACGUGAUUAACUCCAACAUAACUCUUUUGUCUCAUUGCGUUUGUCCCUUUUGGACAAAUCAAAGCACUGUAAACAUUGUACAGAAUAUUAUGGAAAAAUCUCAAAUUAAUUUGCACACCCACAAUGUCAACAGAAACUUUAGGGACUCCUUCGUUUGUUUUGAAUGGAUCUUUAUGAAUGAAUUUCAUUUCAUCUUUUAGUGUAUUUUUCAAUGCUCAACUGCAGCUAUGUUUGUAUUUAUUGUACCUUUUUACACGUCGGUGAAUGGAGGCGCUUAUCUGGGAGGAUUUGGUUUGGUUUAAGAGUUUCCAAGGACUUUCACAUGAAAACAAAAAAAACAAAAAAACGAUAAAAACAAAACAAAUUUAACCAGAUGAGAGCUCUUUGCUGUUUUGUAUGAAAUGUUUGAGAGAGUUCAGAAAUAAAACAGUUUCUGUAGAGACCCUG
This is a messenger RNA of Girardinichthys multiradiatus, 2724 nucleotides long. It is a transcript of the gene gpsm2, whose product is annotated as G protein signaling modulator 2. Gene Ontology annotation, molecular function: protein binding; GTPase regulator activity. The record is from RefSeq and is a predicted model, not a curated record. Lineage: Eukaryota; Metazoa; Chordata; Actinopteri; Cyprinodontiformes; Goodeidae. The transcript is spliced from 14 exons. Bases 222 to 2207 code for a protein of 661 amino acids.